Messenger RNA from Gryllus bimaculatus (two-spotted cricket), 6350 nucleotides. The record is from the annotation of a GenBank genome assembly. NCBI's taxonomy places the organism in Eukaryota, Metazoa, Arthropoda, Insecta, Orthoptera, Gryllidae.
AUUACAAGCACAAGGAGAGUGCAACAAAACGUGCCCACAGUGAAGCUACAUUUACGCCCAGAAGCAAAACAAGGGCCAUAUUAGCAUUAGGUCAAUGGAUCAGGGAAACUGGACAAAAGCCUGAUCGAGAUGGGGAUGGGGAGAUUGAGCUACAUAUUGAGGUUUUACAAAAAUUCGAAACAAAAAAUAGAUCUGGGCAGAAAUAAAUUGAGUGCACACCGUAGUUAAGUGCUGAAAUGCAGCGUAUGAUGUAUGCACACUGCGAGUUACUUGUACACCGUGAUUUUCGAAGAUAGGAUGAGUCAGAAUUGGUUGGCAGAUGCGUAUACUGCGAUGUAAACAAGUGACACUAAGAAAUCACAAGCAGGAUAGGGGGAGGAUAUUGUCAGCUAAUCGAAAGCCCCAGAACCAACAAUAUAAGUCGUAACGAAGCUUCUGAUUAGAUGAGAGGGUUCCUCUUUACGUCCAGUUUGUGACCUUACAUUUUACUUUUUUAAAAUCUGUGUAGCUUAUACUCUUUGGUGUGGUUGACGUGUGUGGGCAGUGUAUGAGAUUGCGUUGGUUUACGAAGCAGUUACAGCCAGGGCGGCAAAUUUCUGUGCGAAAUCUGGGAAUUCCCAAAGUUGGUAUACAACUAGAGAGUGUGAAUGAACUGUCAAUAUUGACAUUUUAUGAAAUAAAGUUGAACUUAAUGACUAGAAACAAGCGGAAACAAGUCACGAUUCUAAAUAUAAUUAAGAGUUAUAUCAACACCCUGAUUAUAACAAACACUACAAGCAAUUAUCGUUCAAUUAAUGUUUUUUGAUCGUUAUAUUACCCUUGCAUAGCUUGUGAGUUUGAAACAGAGGUUAAAAAAUGAAUACCAUGAAAAGAGUGAAGCUUCAUCACUUCAGAGAAAAAAUUGUUCAAGAUUUGGAUGUAAAAGACAUAAUGGAACAUUUAUUAACUAGUGGAGCGAUAAGUCAUGAAGAUUGUCAAGCAAUUUAUUCAGAGCGAGCACGGACAGAUCAGACUCGUCAUUUAUUGGAUCUAUUGCCUCUCAAGGGUUUUGAAGCAUUUGAUCAUUUUGUGGAAAGUUUAAGGAAGGAUUAUGAUUGGUUAUAUAAAGAAUUUAGUGAAGGAACUUGUGAGACUGACUCAGUUGAUGAGAAAACAUUUUAUGAUGCUUUCCUAUUGGGAGGUGUGCCUCAUCCUCCACCUUACAAUGUUGAUAGACUGAAAAAGUUGGAUGAAACUCAACAAUAUCUGAAAAAAUUGAAAAGAGGUAAUUUUGUUGUUCUUCAUGGAAUGACUGGCUCAGGGAAAUCAUGUUUAGCGGCUGCAGCAAUUGAUAACAGAAAUGUUUUAAUGGGAUCAUUCAAGGGUUCUGUGUACUGGCUGACAUUAGGAGAAUAUGACGAAGAGGAAUUAUUAUCGCAUAUGAUUCAGUUAUUGACUCGCUUAGAAUUAAGCCUACCUCACAUCAGUGCUCACCUUGUUGACAAGCUCCUUAACAACAAAGAAAGAGCUAAGGAAGAGUUAAAACGAUGUUUUUUGGAAGCAGCAUUUCGAGAAGGACUUCUAAUUUUGGACGAUGUUACUUCAGAUAAACAGUUGGAAGCAUUUGAUGUGGGAUGUAAAGUAAUGAUUACUACCAAAGAUCUGCAUGUAAUGAAUAAAGUAAAGGGUCGAUACAAUCUGAUUAAGGUAAAUGAUGGCCUCACAGAAAAUGAAAGUUUGUCACUUUUAGCUCGAAGUAUUGAUGUUCCCAUGGACCAGUUACCUCCACAAGCUAAAGUUAUUCAUAGUCUUAGUCAAGGCAAUGGUGGCCAGCCUUUUAAAUCUAUUGUACCUGAAAUUUGUUGUGGAAUUAUUUACCCAGAAACAAACAGCAUUUCGUGUUCUCUUCACAAGGGUAACAACCAAGGAUCUCCUAUGAUCUUGGCCCUAAUUGCUGGACAGCUAGAAGACAAUAAAAAUGAUGUAAUACGUACAGGUGGACGCUGGGAUUACUAUGUUAACAUGCUGUCUCAAAAAAAUUUUGGAAAAGUUAGAAGAAACAGUUUCUUGGAACAAAAUGGACUGUUUCAAACUAUUAGCAUGUCCAUUAAUAGUUUGCCUUCAAAUAAAAAGGAACUUUAUAUAGAUUUUGCUUUAUUUAUGGAAGAUGUUAAUAUCAAACCAGAGGUUCUUCAAACUUUGUGGGAGGUGGAAACCAAGUAUGAGGUUGAAGAUAUAAUGGCUUAUUUUACAAAGAAGUCUUUAGCAGUAUGCAAAUGGAACGAACAGUUUUGUAGCAGUGUAUAUGGUAUUCAUGAUCUCCUCCUCGACUAUCUCAAAGAUCAGUUAUCAUGUGAAGAAUAUAGGGAACUUCACAGAAAACUCUUGAGAAGAUACCAUAAAAAGUGCAGUGGACAAUAUGCAACAUUACCAAAUGAUAACUACAUAUAUUCAUACAUAGGGUAUCAUAUGUACCAUGCAGGAGAAUGGCAGUUGUUUGAAACAAUUUUUCUAGACUUAAAAUUUAUUCAGUCCAAACUUAGAGCAACUGGCCCAGCAGAUGUGAUAGGAGAUUUCAGAAAAUAUGAAAAUCAAAUCAUCAAUGGGAACAUUGGUAACAAUGAAAAAAUCAGUGAUAUCGUCAAAUUUAUACAAGUGCAUGGUUUAGAUCUGUACAAAUACCAAAAUUUAGAUAUUGUUCAAAGCGGUCUGCUUUGGAGAAAAGGAAGUUGGGUGUACAAUGAAGCUUAUAGCAUUGCAAAAAAAUCGGAGCAGAAAUUAUAUUUUGAAUUUGUGUCAGAGCAAGAUCUUGUGUCACAUCCAAUAACAUUACCACUUCCCGAAGAAAUAGUAUCCGCCUGCUUCACAAAUGAAAUUAAUAAAAUUCUUGUUUCUGAUGGUAAUGGAAUAAUUAAACUUUGGAGACUAGAUCCACUUAGAUCAAUUAAGACUUUCAGAGGGCAUCAUUUUAAAGUGACUCAUAUAGAGCGUCAUCCAGAUAAUCGAAGAUUUCUCUCUUGUUCAGAUGAUGGUUCAUUAAAACUUUGGUGUUUAGAUCACUGUGAAGUAAAUGAUCGUGUUGAAUUAAAUACAUCAGGAGAUAACUUGAGAGUGUCUUCGCCACAAAAUCUUCAGAGAAACUGGAAAAGUAUGUUUCUUGAUGACUCACCAAAGGAUGAGAGUCUAAGAACAUAUAUAAAACAUGAAAAUGCUGUUCUUUGUGCAAAGUUCUCUCAUUCUGGUAAUGAAAUUGUAUCUUGCAGCAAAGAUUGCUUUAUCGUGUGGGACUGUGAAAGUGGUGUAUCUCGAUUCACUUUGGAAGUGGAAGGAGAUAAUAUGGCUACUUGUUGUACGUUUUCCUGGGAUGACACUCGUCUUUUUCUGGGAGAUAAUUCUCAAAUAAAUAUUUAUGAUAAUAAAACUUCUGAAUCUCUUGGAAGUUUUCGUAAUUCUAGCAAUAUUAUUUCUGUGCUUAGUGUUCCCAUUGAUAGUAAUAAAGUUAUAGUUAUUUCAUCGGAAGAGAUGCAAAUUUGGGAAUGGGAUGAACCUGAGAUUUCAAAUCCAGUAAAUCUUCCUUCAGUGGCAACAUUUUCAUUGGGGAAAAUAUCACAGCAUUCAUUUGGUAAAAAAAAGUGUGGUUAUGUGUGCGCGGCUAUUUCAAAUGAUGGAACACAUCUUGUGACUGCUUCAUCUGACUACAUAAUAUCUGUAUAUGACCUAAAAAUGGAAAUUUUAAUAGCAGAACACAAAAAUUACAGUGGGAUUGCUAGAUGCUUAGACACAUAUGUAAAGGAUUGUACUCCUCUUCUUUUAUGUGGGAGUGAUGAUCGAACAGUAAAAAUUUGGCGCCUAGAUCAGAGUAGUACAGUGUCAUCUGUGAACCUACUUCCCUACUUUGAUUCAACAUGGACAUUUAAGGAGGACUGGCAGCCAAUUGUUGCUAUGCCUGAUUCAAAGAAUAGGGUACAGAUUCUCCUUGGUAGUGAAUUCUUACAAGAUACUCCUGAAGAAUCUCAGCAGAUUUUAGUGUGCAGUGUAGCUUGUUCAGGAUGUGUUUUUUAUGGCUGUGCUGAUGGUCAAGUAAAGAUGUUCAAUUUUGAUGAUGGUUCCAGAGAGGUCAUUAUGAAACUGGAUAACAAAGUUACUUACGUACAGUGCUUUCAAAAUGGAAAUCUUUUACUUGUUGCUGCUGGUGACAACACUAGCUUAAAGAUCUGGAAGCAAGACGGUACUGUUUCGGUUUGCUAUGGUCAAACUGGUCCUGUGGUACGAAGCUUUUUGGUCCCGAAUACAGAGCUAUUGCUGGCAUGUAAUGAAGAUGCAGGUGUAAAGCUGUGGGAUGUUUUAAGUGGUGAACUAAGUCAAGUAUUAACUGGGCGACUUUCAAAAGCUUGUAUUACCUCUGCUGAUAUUUCAGAACAAUUUAAUGUUUUGGUAUUGGCUGAUGCAACAUGUAGUUUUCUAGUUGCCACCCUUGCAUUACAUAAGGAUUCUCCUUAUAUAUCUGUUACCUCUGUAAAAGCAAAGAAGAUAGGGAACAAUGAAAAUCCUGCUAUACAAUGUUGUCGAAUAUCACCACUUGGUGAUCUUAUAGCUCUUGGAUUACAUUCUGGCGAAAUUUUGGUGUGGAACUUGAAGAAUUUGCAACUAGUUAAGAAACUGAAGUUACAUACUUCACCUGUGCGGGACAUGUUAUAUACUACAUCUACAAAAUCUAAUAUCUCUCCAAAUUUGGACUUGUUGGUAACUAUUGGAGAGAAAAUUGGAUGGUGGAAUGUGACAAAUUUGCUUGAUGACAAUUCAUCAAAUGCAAACAAUUUAACUUCAAAUACUACUAAUUAUAAUGGAAGACAUUGGGAAAGUGUUACUCAGCAGCGUGAAGGAUCAUUUAAAAGAGAUGACGAACGUGACCCUUUACUUUUGGGCUGUGUAAAAUUAGUAGGUUCUCAUGCAUUGAAAAUUUCUUGCUCUCCUGAUUCUCUAAGCUUCUUGACUGUCGAUACUAGUGGUAUAGUUUAUUUAUUGAAAUUGCUCCACUAGUAUUGGUCUUAAAUUUUAAGUUUCAGUAGAUAUGCUGACUUCGUUGCAGUUUCAAUUGGCUUAUUUUUAUUAUUUAUUUAAAAAUGUAUGCAUUUUUAGAAAUUUGUAAUUAAUGAUAUAAGUACAAAGCAAGAAGGUGCUUAAGUGUGAACUACUGACCUGUGGUUGUUUCUCAAUAGAACCAGGGAUUUUCAGGCCUUUCCCACAUUAGCCCUAGUAUUAACCUUGUAUCUAACAAAUCAUCUCCUAAUGUUACCUGCAUUACAUGCAGGAUUUCUCUCAUUCAAGCCUUCAUGACCAAAUUCAUAAAUACAAAAGUAUGCAUUUACCAGCUCAAUUUCAAGUUGUGUGAACAUUUGUAAGUAAGUAUUUUCUUGCAAAUAUUAUAUUUAGUUUAUGGGAAAUACUUGGUUUUUUAAUCCUGUUUUUUUAAAUAGUUUUUUUAAUCCUGAUAAUAAUUUUUUUAGUUUCGAUAACCUGUGACAUUUCUUCAAAUUUAAGUUAAUUCUACGCUUGAGUGUUUCAGAUUACCAUAAUCUGAAUUAAUAUAUCUUUUUUUAUUUGUUUUUUUUGAAUGAUUGUACAGUGCAUUCCAAAAGUUGUUCCACAGUGACAUCCUCUUUACUGUAAUCCCUUAUAAAUGUUAUUAGCAUUUGGAAUGGCAAAGUUCAAUGGAACUCUGUCAAAUAUUACUUCUGUUUUUGUUGUUCUUCAAAGUGCUUUGCAACUGUGAAUUUCUGUAUUUUUCGCUCAAUGUGCCUUUAUUGUGUGGUUACAUAACAGACUGGGAUGAAGGUACCGUCAGACUGUUUAACAUUGCCAUUUCUGAACCAUAAAUAGAGUGGAAUGGCAAAACAGCGGUAUAACGUUUUUAACUCUGUAAAUACUGCCUUGAAACCUGUGACUGGAAUGCUAGGAAGUGUACUCUUACUUGGAGUAUGUAAAUUUAAUUAUGGUUUUAUAAAUAAUUUGAAUCAUUUUUGUUGUCUUUAAAAAUCCUGAAUUCUGACACUAUUUGUUUGUGAUAUCUGGUCAAGGAGUCUUUACAUUUAUGGUAUAUUUACAUGUAUAUUAAUGGUACAGAACAUCUCUUUAAAAUGAAAGGUCAAUCCAUUUUUAGUGGUCCAACACUGGACGCUCAACCAUCUUGAAAAAAAUUCAUAUUUUGUACAUACAUUUCCUUAUGUUUUGGCUGUUCAAAAACAUAUUUAAUUUUUUUUAUUGCACCUGGUUUACAAAUGGCGGCCAUUUUUGUUUUACACUGUGCGCCAUGCUUCCGUUUUAACGGUUUCGGUUCUGCUUUUAAAAUCAAAAUGACUAUAGUUUAAAUA